Molecule: messenger RNA, 2132 nt
Organism: Aspergillus calidoustus
Lineage: Eukaryota; Fungi; Ascomycota; Eurotiomycetes; Eurotiales; Aspergillaceae
Source: the annotation of a GenBank genome assembly
AUGACAGCUUCACUUGUGAACGGCUCGAGCAGCCACCAUGACCAUGUCCUGAAGAGCUUCCGGCUUCUUAUCGCCGAUCUCUGCCAGCAGUUUGGCGGCGGACACCCUGGCGGUGCCAUUGGCAUGGCAGCCAUCGGAGUCGCCCUCUGGCGCUACAUCAUGCGCUACGCUCCUCACACCCCCGACUUCUUCAACCGCGAUCGCUUCGUCCUCUCCAACGGCCACACUUGCCUCUUCCAGUACACCUUCCUCCACCUUACCGGGUACAAGGCCAUGACUUUCGAUCAGCUCAAGUCAUACCACUCCGAGCGAGUCGAUGCGCUGUGCCCAGGCCACCCAGAGAUCGAGCACGAAGGUGUCGAGGUUACCACUGGCCCUCUGGGUCAAGGUGUCGCCAACGCGGUUGGUCUAGCGAUGGCUUCGAAGAACCUUGCGGCUACAUACAACCGCCCGGGGUACGAUGUUGUCAACAACCACACAUGGUGCAUGAUCGGAGACGCAUGCUUGCAGGAAGGUGUUGCCCUGGAGGCAAUCUCACUGGCUGGCCACUGGAAGCUGAACAACUUGACAAUCAUGUACGAUAACAACCAGAUCACCUGCGAUGGCUCUGUCGAUCUUACGAAUACCGAAGACAUCAACGCCAAGAUGAGCGCUUGCGGUUGGGAUGUUAUCGAUGUGGAGGAUGGGUGCUAUGAUGUUGAGGGUAUUGUACAGGCUCUGCAAAAGGCCCGUGCCUCAACUGACAAGCCCACCUUUAUCAAUGUCCGCACUGUCAUUGGUCUCGACAGCAAGGUCGAGGGACAGGCGGCUGCCCACGGCGCGGCAUUUGGGGUAUCAGACGUCGCUGAGAUGAAACGCAAGUACGGUUUCAACCCAGAGGAGCACUUUGUCAUUAGUGAUACUGUUCGCGAGUUCUUCGCUGAUAUUCCGGCACGCGGAGAGGGCUUCGUCAAAGAGUGGGAUGAUCUCGUCAAGAAGUACAGCGAGGCACACCCCGAGCUGGCCGCCGAGUUCCAGCGUCGUGUGCGCGGUGAACUCCCCUCCGACUGGCAGGAGAAGAUCCCAACUGAGUUCCCCGACAAGCCGACUGCUUCGCGUGCGUCGUCUGGUCUCGUCUUCAACCCUCUGGCACAAGACAUCAACAACUUCAUGGUCGGCACAGCUGAUUUGUCGCCUUCCGUCAACAUGAUCUGGAAGGGCAAGGUUGACUUCCAACACCCCGACCUCCGCACAACCUGCGGUAUCAACGGCGACUACUCCGGCCGGUACAUCCACUACGGUGUCCGCGAGCACGCCAUGGCCGCCAUCUCCAAUGGCCUCGCAGCCUUCUCCCCCAACACCUUCAUCCCCAUCACCUCCUCCUUCUUCAUGUUCUACCUAUACGCCGCUCCCGCCGUACGCAUGGGCGCCCUGCAGCACCUCCAAGUCAUCCACGCGGCGACACACGACUCAAUCGGCAUGGGCGAAGAUGGACCCACGCACCAACCCAUAGAACUCGCCGCGCUCUACCGCGCAAUGCCAAACCUGCUAUACAUCCGGCCCGGUGACAGCGAAGAAACAGCCGGCGCCUGGAUCGCCGCAAUCAACGCAAAGAAAUCAUCCACGAUCAUCUCCACCUCACGACACGCCCUCCCGCAACUCAAACAGACCCGCCGCGACGGCGUCCUCAAGGGCGCGUAUAUCCUCGAAGAUAUCCCCAACGCAGCCGUAACGAUCCUCGGCGUCGGUGCCGAACUCUCCUUCGCCCUUGAAGUCGCGGCAACGCUGAAGGAAAAGAACAACAUCACCGCGCGCGUAGUCAGUUUCCCCUGCCAGCGGCUCUUCGAGCAGCAGAGCGUCGAAUACAAGCGAAGCGUGCUGCAACGACACAAGGGGAUUCCGGCGGUCGUUAUCGAGCCGUAUGCGCCCAAUGGGUGGGAGCGCUAUGCGGAUGCGGGGAUUUCUAUCAGACGCUUUGGACAUAGUUUGCCGGGCAAGGCCGCGUACAAAUUCUUCGGCUUUGAUAUCGAGGGGAUGUCUGAGAAAAUUGCCGGGUAUCUAAAGAGACGGGAGGUUGAGGAGGAGCUUAAGGGGGAGUUUGUGGAUCUCUAAUUGAAUCUUGGAUAAGUUUGUGAUGGUAAUGAUGUAUAGAC